Molecule: messenger RNA, 1394 nt
Organism: Cimex lectularius (bed bug)
Lineage: Eukaryota; Metazoa; Arthropoda; Insecta; Hemiptera; Cimicidae
Gene: Trmt6
Product: tRNA (adenine(58)-N(1))-methyltransferase non-catalytic subunit TRM6
Exons: 1
Coding region: 99-1358 (419 amino acids)
Biological process (GO): tRNA methylation
Cellular component (GO): tRNA (m1A) methyltransferase complex; nucleus
Source: RefSeq, a predicted model, not a curated record
UGUGUCUGCUUCUAGAAAAUGAGAAGUAUUUGAACAGGACGGUAUUUUUAAAUUUGUGCAAUAAUUCUUCAAGUUUUUUUUAUACAUAAAUUUUAGAGAUGAAUGUCAAUGGUGAUUUUAAGGAAGAAAAUAAAAUCAAAAUAGGCGAUUAUGUUAUUAUACAGAGACAAGGGUUCUUUAAGCUUCAUCAGCUCUCUUUGAAAACGAGUUUGACACUGGGAAAAGAUAAGGUAGACCUUAAAGCUAUAGUCGGUAAGCGGUAUUGGUCAGUUUUCAAGAUGUUGCCGAUAAAGGGAAAGAGAGAGUACGAAUUGGAAGAAACGAAUGAGCUAAUGAGCAUACCUGAAUCAGUAAUGAAGGAGGUGACAAGCGGCACUGAUAACCGGAACAUCACUGACACAGGCAAGUCACAACUGCUUAGUACGGAGGACAUAGAAGGUCUCAGAGACAGCGGUUUGUCAGCACGUAACAUAGUCGGAAAACUAAUUGAAAACAGUACCACCUUCAAAGACAAAACCGAGUACUCUCAGGAGAAGUACUUAAAAAAGAAAGAGAAAAAGUAUUACGAGUAUAUCAUUGUCCGUAAACCGACUCUCAGAUUGAUCUGUGAUAUAUUUUAUAACAGAGAUCAGUUUAAGAUGUUAGGCCUUCGCUAUGACACUUUAGGACAGAUAUUAACAUUGGCGAACAUACAGAGUAAUGGGAAUUAUAUUUUAUUCGAAAAUGGAACACAGGCGAUUGUCGGCGCAUCGAUAUUAAACUGUCUCGGCCCAGGAGGCAAUCUCAUAAAUCUCUCAAUAGGUAAUCAUCCUCAAAAGCAAGCAAUCCUUGGACUUAAUUUUACAAAAGAACAACUGGAAAGAUUUAUUUCGGUUAAAAUUACCGAUUUCACUAAAGCUUUUCAGAAUGAAUGUCCCCAAGGUGAAAACUCUACGCUGGUGGCUGAAGACGAAAUUAGUGAACAUGGACCGACAAAAAGGAAAAUCACGGAAGAAGAUGCUCUCGAGCCGGCUGUCAAGAAGCCGAGGUGGAUGGAAGACUUUACAAAGUGUGUUGACCUCGUGAAAGAAAAAAAUCUAGACGGUUUAAUAAUCGUGUGUAAAGAAUAUCCGCUCAAUAUAUUACUGAAGUUAUUGCGCUUUGUCAAGCCCUCCCGUCAGAUUGUCGUGUAUUCGAUCUACAGAGAGGCUCUGGUGGAACUUUAUGUCGAAUUGAAAAAGCGAAAAGAUGUUUUAGCACUGCAUAUUUAUGAAAAUUGGCUGAGGACUUACCAAGUGUUAACCGAUAGGACACACCCUGAUGUUACAAUGAGUUCAAACGGUGGACAUUUGUUAGUUGCCACCAAAGUGUUGCCUUAAUAUUUUAUGUAAUUAAACUUUUAUAAUUGUAAUUCA